AUGACUGGGCCUGAUGCAAUUCUUGUUACAAAACCUUCGGCUAUACAUUGUCGUCCUUGGGAAGAUGGCGCAGAGCACAUCUGCGCCCUUGAUCGUACGCAUUCAGAAAUGGUUAAGUUUAAACCUAACGACUCUGAUUAUAAGGACAUUGUGAAAGAAAAAAUCAAGGGUCUUUCUAGACGGGCUUUUACAGUGCGGGAUAGGUUGCAAAGUUCCAAAUCAACAUUUCUGGUCCCAUACAGCCAAAACCCAGAUUUCGUAGCAAGAUCUGACAUCCUGAACAACAUCAAGGAGCAAUUUGGCCUGGGCCAACAUAAAGGACCUGUUCAAUCGCGCGGAAGAGUAUCACUGUAUGGUCUUGGUGGCGUUGGAAAUACACAACCAGAUAUUGCCAUAUUCUGGGUUUAUGCUAGCAAUGCAGAUCGCUUCCGUGAGUCGUAUACUUCUAUUGCUAAAAAAUACAAUAUACCUGGACAUGAUGAAAUAAAGGCCGAUAUCUUGAGUGAGCAAGCAGCUCAAGCAAACAGCGAACUCGCUUGUUACAUACCAGAAUGUAACUAUGGAACAAUCCUUAUUACAACCAGGAACAAGCAAGUCGGUAUCAAGCUGUGCCAAGGAAAACCCCCUGUUGAGGUUAUCAAUAUGACCGAUACUGAAGCAUAUAAUCUUAUGCAGAGCAUACUGAAUGACUGGCAAAUCUCUGCAGAUAAGGCCGACUUUGCAUUCGUUGGCCAGCUUAGCGAGCCAUUUGAAAUGGUGGGAAGAGACUCUGAAACCCCGCAUGCAGUUACAGCAACCUGGAUUAUUUCUUUCGAGCAGAUUAAGCGGCAAUAA
This is a messenger RNA of Trichoderma asperellum CBS 433.97, 834 nucleotides long. Lineage: Eukaryota; Fungi; Ascomycota; Sordariomycetes; Hypocreales; Hypocreaceae. The record is from RefSeq and is a predicted model, not a curated record.